Molecule: messenger RNA, 2010 nt
Organism: Penicillium riverlandense
Lineage: Eukaryota; Fungi; Ascomycota; Eurotiomycetes; Eurotiales; Aspergillaceae
Product: Saccharopine dehydrogenase-domain-containing protein
Exons: 5
Coding region: 1-2010 (669 amino acids)
Biological process (GO): glycolipid biosynthetic process
Cellular component (GO): lipid droplet; plasma membrane; mitochondrion
Source: RefSeq, a predicted model, not a curated record
AUGCCUAACGAACAGGAGUAUGACUUGGUCUUGCUAGGUGCGACUGGCUACACGGGCAAGCUUACUGCACAGUAUAUAUUCACAUCGUUGCCGCUUGAUCUAAAAUGGGCAAUUGCUGGAAGAAACAAGCAAAAGCUCCGAGCGCUUGUACAGACUUUAGCGUCGAAAAACUCAUCUAGACAACCACCUGAUACCGUCAUCGUGAACCUGAACAAGAAUGAGCUCGAUUGCUUGGCAAAGAAGACGCGAUUAGUUAUAUCAACUGUCGGUCCAUUUCAACUUUAUGGCUCUGAUACAUUUGCUGCCUGUGCUAGAAACGGCACACAUUACCUGGACUGCAAUGGAGAAGCUGCCUGGUUGAAGGAUAUGAUUCACCAGCACGAUACAGUUGCGAGGGAAAAUGGCAGCAUUAUGAUCCCUUGUUGUGGCUUUGACUGUGUACCAUCCGAUCUCUUGACUUGGGUUGCUGCAAAUUACGUCUCUCGCCAUUUCGCCAAGCAGAUUGGACGUGUUGAUGUUUGUAUCUACAGUAUCCAGGGCGGAAUAAGUGGCGGAACGUUAGCGUCCGUUCUGCAAGCAUUUGAGCUACACAGUCUUCGACAUCUCUAUAAUGCCCACGCCCCUUUUUCUCUAUCGCCAAAGCGUCCCACUCCAACAGUAUCACCAAAAAAGACCAGUCUUUGGACUAAGAUUUUUGGACUGCUGUGGAUCAAAGGGUUAGGCUGGAUGGCCUAUCAGCCACAGGGCCCAGUUGAUCGCGCGAUUGUUCAUCGGUCCUGGGGACUCUUAGAAUCUACGUCUGCUUCAUAUGGGCACAAUUUCGAUUUUCACGCUUGGCUCAAGAUCUGGGGACCUCUGGCUGCGAUAUUAUGGCACUUUGGAGGACUGAUGAUCGCACCGCUGAUUCUACUACGAGCUGUUCGGAAAAUCCUUCCCAGACUUUGGUAUCAGCCUGGGGAAGGUGCAAGCGAAGGCAAAAUGGAGAAGAAUUGGUUUGAGCAUCGAGGUGUCGCGGAGGCCGACACUCCGAUACAACCGAAACCCAAGGCAUUCGUUCGUAUGCGCUACGAGAGCGAUCCUUACAUGUUUACAGCUGUUGCUCUUGGAGAAGCAGCCCGAAUUGUUCUUUGGCAGCGAGAUACCUGGGCGCAUAAGCUUGGAGGCGGAGUGCUGACGCCCGCAACCUUAGGCCAUCGCUUUUUUCUUUCCUCAUCCUUGCCAGCCGUCGUGAACUCACGUACAAAGCAGGUAGUUACCCCGGCAGAAUAUCGCGCUGCGCGUCUAAGUCUCCUCGCCAAAGAAAAAGAGGCUACGCGUGUCAAGGAUGCGCUUGCCGCAGAACGUCGUUCGCUUCCUAUCGUCGAAGUGACAAAGGGCUACAACUUCACUGUCCUCUGCCCAAAAGAUGGACAGACGAAGGAAGUUACCCUCUUGGACCUCUUCGCUGGCCGCCGCCAGCUGAUCGUCUACCACUUCAUGUUUGAUCCUUCCUGGGAAGCAGGCUGCACUGGUUGUACGCUUCUGUGUGACGCGUUCCCUACGCUAGAACACCUCCACUCCCGCUCAACCACUGCCGUCGCUGUAUCCCGUGCUCCAGUUGAAAAGCUUGAAGCGUACAAGAAACGCAUGGGCUGGACUUUCCCCUGGAUCUCGUCCCUUGGUAGCGACUUUAACUAUGACAUGCAUGUGACCCAAGAUGAGGCAGUUUGCGAGGUUGACUACAACUUCAAGAAUAAGGACGAGCUACUCAAGCUCCCCAUAGAGGACAUCACUAAAGGGGAGCAGCCGGGAACUAGUGUUUUCUACAGAGGCGAUGGAAAAAUUGGCGAAGAGGGAAAGAUCUACCACACGUAUUCGACAUACGCGCGCGGUAGUGAGAAUCUGAUCAAUACCUUUGACUGGUUGGACUUAACACCUCUUGGGAGGCAGGAUGGAGAAACAGGAGUUGGUGGUAUCGGAUUUCGGCGCAAGGAUGAAUACUCUGAGGAGGAACUGAGAGGACUGCACUGA